AGCCUUAAUUUUACUUUAUUAUUAUUAAGAUUUAUUCAUCUUUUUUCAAAUUCUUAGAAUUUGAAAACAAUAAAAAAACAAGUUAGGCAUAAGUAAAUUCAAAUGGCAAAAUAGACAUAAGCCAACUUCGACACGCGUUAAUUAAUUAAAUCGAUGAUUCAUCCAAUCAUUUACAGCGAAAUCACUGCAACUUUUAUCAUAUCCCUCUAAUCUAAUCUUCCUUUUCGUACGUCAGUUAAAAAAGGGCUGAUAAUUUUUUGUGGGAGUCGAUAAAAACGACAGUUGAUAAAACUACAGAUAUUACGCGACAAGCUGUAUAAUAAGCGAUUCAAUCAAUGUAGAGUUCGAAGAGUCGUCUGUGAUACAAUCAAUCGCAAGAAUUUAAAAUUCGUGCGUAAUCCCAACACGCUUAUCUCUCAUCGAAUUCGAGAAAACGUCUCGUUCCGCUCGAAUGAACGUGGGGCUAUCCCUUCCGUGGCGUCGCGAGAAAGAGAGUGAGAGAUUCGAAACUGGCCAAAUUCAACUGACGGAAUAAUCAUCGACCGGAAAAUAGAAAACUGCGCGAAAGCUGAUGUUUAGGCGAACCAAGCUAUUUCGAAUCUAUGACGCGCUGACGAUGCGUUGACGCCCGUCCCGUCGACGUGCGGAUAAUCUUUCGUUUUUUGCGGCCGUCGAUCGACGAACAGGCGGGAGUGAGAGCACUUCGCGCGAGGGCGAGGACCACGUUGAUUAACGUGGGAGAGACAGACGGCUCGACACGCCGCCGUUUAACGAAUGUGAUUGACGAAUUGAAGAUGUAACGUAUCGUCGCGGUGACGACGCGACAGUCCCCGUGAACGUUCGUGGCGACGACGCGGCACAGGUCGGACAUGAGAUUCAAUGACAGGGAGCUCGCAGAGGCGAGCUUUGGACCCGCGAACCUGGAAGGACGGCUAAACCACAAGCGGGCCCAUAAGUCAGCAGUGUUCAAAGAGAAGUGGUUCAAGCUACGGCACAAUCUACUAUUUUACUUCAACAUCAAUGACUUAGGGCACAUCGAUACGAAACAACCUGCUGGGGUGAUUGUCCUGGAAAAUUGCAACAUCAAUAUAGAUAAUUCAUCCGAGGGGGCAUUUGCGUUGAGCAUCUCGUUCCGCGACGAGUUGGACAAACGGCAUGUACUGAGCUGUAGGUCGGAAUCUCAAGUAGACCAAUGGGUAAACGCGCUUAAGCAAGCAAGUUAUGGAUACUGGAGAUCUCGCCUAAUCACACUUCAAGAGAGAUUAUGCAAAAAAACGGGGAAAGACCCGUUACUCAUGUAUCCUAGGAAUCAAGGUGUAGUGCGAGACGAAGCUUGGGAGCCUGCCACCAGCUUCAGAUCUCAUGUACGUUCAUUCACAACGUCGGUCGCGCCUACCUUGAAUACGAUAACUAGGGAAGUCAAUCUCAUAGAUCUUUAAUAUAAAGAAAUAAUUUUAGACUAGGUAAAUGGAAAUUUAAUUUGAAAAAAUGUGGCCUCACAGAACUUAUAUUUGAAACUAAUUAAAUGGAAAUUUAAUUUUUAUAAAUGUGGCCUCACAGAACUUAUAUUUUUGAAGAAACGCAUAUAGUCGAAAGUUUUUGCGCUAAACUGCUACAAGCAAGCAAGCAACUUAAGACGCAAGUCUAAUAAGUAUGAGCUUUAAUUUAUAUAAUAAUAAGUAAGAUAAAUAUACUAUAUAGAAUGUACAUCAUACAUAUAUAAAAGACAAAAUAUAAAAGAAAAUGGAAAUGUUAUAUAAUCAGAUAGAAUUUUCUUUAAAUAAUAAUUUUGUUUAAUGUAAUUUAAAAAGGUUUGUUUAAAAUUUAAGAGAUUGAAAGCAUGAUUUUCAUAAAAGUUCUUUUUCUAAUGAGUCGGAAUUUGAUACAACAGAAAAAUUAUAUAAAAUAAUAAUAAAUAUAAAAUACAUGCAAUGUAAAAUAUGUGCAAAUAACGAUACAACGAUAUGAAUAACUUGUAUUAAUGUAUUAUAUAAAACAGAUUAUAUGAAUGUGCUAAUAUGUGUAUGCUUCGUGAUAUUUUGUGACUUGAAGAGCCGAUUGUUUCAACUUCUUGGUGAACUUACUUAUCAGUUAAAUAUAUAUCUGUUUUUAUUUAUUAUUGUAUUUAUAUUAAGAGAAAAAGAAUGAAGAUAGACACAUGCUUACCUGAUAGGUAAGUUUACUAAGAAGUUGGAACAAUUGGCCCUUAAUAUUAAUGUUUAAUUGAAGAUAUAUAUUAAGUAUAAUUCUUAUAUUAUUCAUAUAAAAAAGAAAAAAAAAUUGUGAUUAUUGAUUCGUCACUCUCUACCUUUGUAUAAAUUUGAUAAAGUAUUUGUUUAUGUGAAAUACUCAAUUCUAUUUCUAACAAAAUUGUGUGACUUAGUAACAUUGUGAAGCUUACAAUGGAAAAAAUAAAAAUAUUUUUAUAAUUUA
Monomorium pharaonis (pharaoh ant) is the source of this 2433-nucleotide messenger RNA. Its product is annotated as pleckstrin homology domain-containing family J member 1. Gene Ontology annotation, cellular component: early endosome; trans-Golgi network; recycling endosome. Bases 870 to 1439 code for a protein of 189 amino acids. The transcript has 2 exons. Gene Ontology annotation, biological process: receptor recycling; retrograde transport, endosome to Golgi; endosome organization. Lineage: Eukaryota; Metazoa; Arthropoda; Insecta; Hymenoptera; Formicidae. The record is from RefSeq and is a predicted model, not a curated record.